Dermatophagoides farinae (American house dust mite) is the source of this 2947-nucleotide messenger RNA. The record is from RefSeq and is a predicted model, not a curated record. NCBI's taxonomy places the organism in Eukaryota, Metazoa, Arthropoda, Arachnida, Sarcoptiformes, Pyroglyphidae.
UUUGUAAUUGAUACUGAUGAUAUUUGUCUGUCAUUGAUGGUUCAGAAUAAUCUUUAGAAAUGAAUAAUUCUACUAAUUUGCGCGGUGAAGAAUCAAUUUCGAUUGUUGAAUUAAAUCGAGUCCCCUAUUUCUUUGAAUCACUCGCACGCUUCUUUUGAUGAACAACAACCCAUUUCUUUGGAUAAACCUUCCAUUUCUUUUGAUGAUUCUCAUACCGACAAUGAAUCAGAAACUUCUGACGAUUUAGAUGUGAUCAUUAUCGACGAAGAAGAGCCAUAUGAAGAUGAACAAUUUGUAGAUCAUGUAGAUCAAUCAUUUAUCCAUUGAAUUUGUAGUUUUUGACUGAGAAGUGUUGAUGAAUUUUUUGAUUUUCUAAGAAAUUGUCAUUCGCUUGAUCAACUACAAUCAGAAGAUCGAUGUAAACUAUUUACUGUAACCAUUUUGUUUAAUCUUUAAUUUAUAGGAUGGAUUCAACUUUUAAUCGUUUUGAUCAAUAACUGAGUUCCAGAAAAUUGAUAGCCAAACAUGGAAAAUAUAUGAUUUUAUGGCUCAAGAUUCGUUUAUUAAGAUACCACGAGAUUGGCACGAAGAAAAAAACUCAUAGAAUAAUGAUUUUUUCAUCUAUCGACUUUUCAUCAAAAUGCUCAUCUCUGUCUUGAAAUGUUCAAUCAAUGAAUCAUAAUUAUUGUCUGACGAUCAAGUUCAAUCUUUGCCACAUUCAUCCGUCACACACAUUGGCUACAUGAAAAUGAAUCAUUUCGAUGGAUUCGAAUUCUCAUCGCUCUGAUCAAAGGAUCUUGAUAUUCAGAUGAAUCUUUAAUUAUUGAUCAUUUUUAAUAAACAGUUUGAAUCGGGAUUUUUGAGAUUUGAGAAAGAGAAAAGCUGGAAACCGGAGAUAAUGUUUUUGUGCAUCGAUUCCGAUAUGAGCACAGGAUUUCGUUCUGAGUCGUUUCAUAAUUAUUUAAGCAUUGGUGAAAUUAUUCAUGAGAAGGCUACUGUUUAUACUCUUCAACAAAAUGGUCGUUGUGAACGGAUUAUGCUAUCUCGUUAUUGUCUUGAACUGAUUUACUUCUUUUUUUUUUGGGACGAAGCCGUCAAUUGCUCAGCUUAUUUGAUGAAUCGCAAACUAAAUUCACGUGAUGAAAAUCCUUAUGUAAUUGAUAUUGGCACCAAACAAGAUGUUUCCAACCCACGUAUCUUUGGGAUGGGGGGCCAAGCGUUGGACAAAUAUCGUGACAGCAAAUUUGGUGCUAGAUCAAAAUCUGUUAGAAUGGUUGGAUGCUGAAUUAUUUGUUACCGAUUAUCGACCGGUACCAUUGAUUGAACAUAUUGUGACUGGCAAUAAAAUUCUCAAAAUUUCGACAAAUUCAAUUCAAUCACCAGACACACAGUUUGAUUCAUUAGCAUCGACAGUUGUUUCAAGUGGUGGUCCGAGUAAUGAUGACAACAAUGGUGAAAUCGAAUGUAUACCAUUGAAGACAAUUGAUUAUAAUCAAUUGAAAUUAAAUACAACUUUUUCUCAAUCAUUGAUUUACAUGGCCAUUGAAACAUUGGCUGAAGGAUUCUCUACGUUGAUUUUCUGUCCAACUCGUUCAAUGUGUGAAUCGAUGGCGAAAAAUAUCGCUUCCAAUAUCUUUAGCAUUGGCCAGAAAGAUCGAAUUCCACAGAAUGAUUUUGAACGUAAUAUUCGAAACAGUAUCCAUUCUGAUCAUAUUCUAUCCUAUCAACGAUUGGUUUCACUAAUCAACACAUUGAAACUAUCAUCUUCUGGUUUUGAUGAAAAUCUUGAACGUGUAAUGAAAUUUGGUUGUGCAUUCCAUCAUGCCGGUAUGACAAUGGAAGAACGUGGUACAGUGGAACAAGGUUUUCGUGAUGGAACAAUAAGGAUUCUUUGUUGUACAACCACACUUUCAACCGGUGUAAAUUUACCAGCACGACGUGUUAUGAUCAUAUCACCAUACGAUUAUUCCAGAAAACUAUUGCCCGUUGGUAUUUAUCGUCAAAUGAUUGGCCGGGCUGGACGUAAAGGUAUCGAUAUAUUGGGCGAAAGUUAUCUUUUCUGUACGGACAAAGAUAUCAAUAUGGCACGUCAAAUUGUUUCGGCAAAAAUGCCACCAAUUAAAUCGAAUUUGAUUACGAUACAAAAAUUAAAUAAUAACACAUCAUCUGCAACAACAACAACUAGUGUUGGACAACAAAUUCCAACUACAUUUAAUAAACAAUGGGAACCUGUAGUUAAUGAUCAAAUUUUACGUGCCGUUCUUGAAGUGAUUGCAAAUGAAAUGGCGAAAAAUAUCGAUGAUAUUCAUAUUUAUCUUGGCUAUACUUUUUUCCAUAAUUGUCCAUUAAAUUUAUUGUUGGCAUCUGAACAGCAAUCACAAACAAAUAUGGUAGAAUUAAGAAUGGAAAAGGUUGAAAUCAUUAAUGAAUGUAUACGUAUGGCAUUGGAUAAAUUAAAAACUUAUGAAUUUAUCUCUAUUGAUUCAUCUGAAGAAGCGAUUAACAGUAGUGAAACAAAAUCGGUUGAUUCAUCAUCACCAAUUAAUGUAACUGAACUUGGUCGAGCUGUAAUAAGUUCAGGUGUAUCACCAUCGGAUGGCCAAUUCAUCUAUGAAGAAUUGAUACGUUUCCGAUCAAAUCUAUUAUCACCGUUGCCUGACUUAUAUCUGGUAUAUCAAACAACGCCAGUGUAUAUUAUAAAUCAGCUUCCCGAUAUUGAUUGGCAUCAUUAUUUAAAUCUUUAUGAACGUUGGGAUGAAAACACUAGGCAUAUAGCUGAAUUGAUUGGCAUAAGCCAACAAUUUCUCUGUAUUCUGAUAACAACGUCUGGCUUGAAGACAUCUACACAAGCUCAAAUGCAUCACACAUAUCUGCAAAUGGCAUAAUAAUAAUCGAUUUUAUGAAAAGGGAAAAAAAAGAUGCUACAAAUGUCAACAACAGUGUGUGU